Molecule: messenger RNA, 1206 nt
Organism: Closterium sp. Yama58-4
Lineage: Eukaryota; Viridiplantae; Streptophyta; Zygnematophyceae; Desmidiales; Closteriaceae
Source: the annotation of a GenBank genome assembly
AUGACUCACGCCCGUGCCCCCCAUUUUCUGUGGCCCUACGCGGUUCGGUACGCCGCUCACCAGCUGAACCUCUGGCCACGUGUCUCUCGGCCAGAGGCUUCACCGACCAGUCUUUGGACCGGGUCCCCUGGUGCUGCGUCGCGUUUUCGUGUCUGGGGUUGCUUGGCUCUUGUAUGGGACACCUCCAAGGACAAGAUCUCGUCUCGCGCCAUUCCUUGUGUCUUCCUUGGUUUCCCAGAGGACUCCUCUGACUUCACCUUUUACCACCCUCCCCUUCACCGGUUCUUUGACUCCUGUGAUGUCUGUUUUAACGAGUCUAUCCCCUACUACGUCAGGUACCCCUGUCGAGGUCUCCCGGUUCCUCCUCCCCCUCUCCUCCUCGCUUUUGCUUCCCCUCCUGCUCCCCCAGUACAGCCCCCCCCCCCCCCCCUUGGUCCCGCCCCAUCAGGUGUGUCUCACGCUACCCAUCCCCCCUCGGUAGCCCCUCAGGUGCAGCCUCCUUCCCCGCAGUCCUCCUCACAGCCUACUGCAGACCCUGCGGGAGCCGGUGUUCGUGGCGAGGACCCUGGAGGUGCUAGCUCUAGAGGAGUUGGAGUUGGAGCUGAGAGCGUACCUGUGCGAGGUCUUGGUGUUGGGGGUGCUGGAAUUGGAGCUGAGCCCGUGGCUGCAGGAGACUCUUGUCUUCAGGGAGCUGGUGUUGGUCGUGCUGUCCCUGGGGGUGCUACGACUAGGGGUGAGCCCUCUGCUGCACCUCGAGAGCGUGGAACUUGCCCUCUUACUUUUGGUGGUGUUGGCUCUGGGGGUGGUGCACUCCGUGCCUUGGCAGGUAGUCCUGGAGCUGCUACUGCCCCGGACACUGCUCAGCAGCCGCACCUCUACCCAGCAACAGCAGCGGCUACAAGAGCAGCAGCAGCGCGAGCAGCAGCAGCAACAGCAGCAGCAGCAGCAGCAGCAACAGCAGCAGCAACAGCACCAGCAGCAGCAGCAGCAGCAACAGCAGUAGCAACAACAGCAGCAGCAGCAGCAGCAACAGCAGCAGCAGCAGCAACAGCAACAGCAGCUGGAGGUGCAGCCGCAGUAGCAGGAGUAGCAGCAGCAGCCACCUCCUCCUCCUGUCUCUGGUCUUUGGACCCUCGGUCUCCCCUCUCCCUCUCCUUCCUCCUCCCCCUCUCCUCCCAUCUCUGGUCCUCCGCUUCCUCCUCCUGA